AUGUCCCGUAGCUCCUGUCCGAGCGAGCAAAUGAAGGAGAUCGAUUUGAGCGCCAGUCCCGAGCCUAGAAUAGCUCAAAACCAAGUGCUAUUCAUCCCUUUGCCUUGUAAUGGCUCUUUUCGUGCAANNACCGAGUGGACGAGUCGUUUCAUGUAUCGUCAAGACCGUAAGGCAUACUUGGACAGAGACGGCCAAGUCGAUCGUGAGUGGGCCGAUGAGAAAUGGCAGCAGUGGUCUGAAAGAGACUUUCAUCCUGCUGUGGAAGCCUACAACGAGUACAACGAGCCAGCCCCCGAGUUGAUUGUCCUCGAAAAUGUGAACGAGAAUCUCCAGAAAGUGGAUGAAACUCUGAAAAAAAUACGGUUGAGGCUUUCUCUGGCUCAAACAACACUUGAUUACCCGAUUCGCCCUUCGGGCUUGCACAACUCCGACCAUCAGCUAGCCCACACCAGAGAUGUCUUGGAAGACAUCUUCGAAGAUAUGAGCACCCAUCUACGCAUUACCAGCCAAGCUCAAAGAGAGUCAGAAGAACAAACGAAGACUUUGGGGCUCGUAAUCAAAACGCUCAUCAGAUCGAGAACAGUCGCCGAGAAGUCCCAGAAGAGGAGAGAAGCAGAAGAUGAGAAAAUGCAGGGUACCGAUCUCAUACAAGCUAUGCUUUCUGAAAUGUUCGGCUUGCCUUUCGAUGAACCUAACGCCGAAGACUCAGAGCCCGAGCCCGAGCUAUAUCUGGACCUGGAGGCAGAGGAAGAGUCUGAAAUCGAGGUCCUCUGGGAGAAGACCGAAACUGAAAACAUCAUGGACAUCGACCAAAAUGACGAGUCUGAAUUCGAGCUCGACACGACUGACAGCGCCUCAGUCAACGAAACGGACAAGCUAGACUUGAGAACUACGACGAAGAGCAGAAGACUAUUGCAACAAAAGAAGAACCUGAAAGUAAGAGAUGCUUUGUACCAGAGAUUUGGCUUGUCUGUCAUCUCCAAACCUUCGACAAGUCAGGAGGACGCAGUUGAAGAAGAGCACCAAAAUUUCAAGCGUCAGAGAAUGACGACCAACACGCUCUGCGAGUCGCCUGAAAGAAGUCUUAGCCCAAUCAAGAAGCGCCCAGCCUUGAGACAAACCACACUUUCUUUCAACAAAGUCCGCAAAAGCCGAAGACUGUUCUCUCGUAAAGAGUUGAGCCAGAAAGACGCAGUCGAAGACGAGGAAGAAGCGAAAGAAGAAAGCUAUCCAGGCUCAACCAGAAGAUAUCCUAGAAGAACUUCUGCCAAACGUCAAGACUAUCGUGAGAACGGCCUGUUCAUGUACGGAUGGAAGUUCGAGCGAAGAGGAGAUUCUUAA
This is a messenger RNA of Aureobasidium musti, 1341 nucleotides long. The record is from the annotation of a GenBank genome assembly. Lineage: Eukaryota; Fungi; Ascomycota; Dothideomycetes; Dothideales; Saccotheciaceae.